AUGGAAUCGGUGGUGUUUAUCUUUAAUUCGGUGUUACUGGAUAUACUCAAACGAAUGUCAGCCGAUGAAUAUGCUAAACAACAGUUGAUUGAUACCUGUGAAAAAUAUUAUUGUAAUAGUAAAUAUGAUUUAAACAUGAUUGAACAUUUUCGUGCAACCUUUAAACCUGAAGAUGCCAUUAAAUGGUAUACAACCAAUUGUUUUCUAUUUCGUUUAUUAAAUCAAGCAUUACGAACAGAAGAUGUUAAUUUAUUAUUCGCCUUUCGAUACUAUAUUAUCGUUUUAUGUAAAGCCCUUGCGGAUGAGAAACAAAAACUAUCAUCGAACACUCAUUUAAAACUUUUUCGAGGUCAAAAACUGGCUGUGACUGAAUUUGAGUCUCUCCAAAAAUGCAUCGGCACUUAUAUAACAACAAAUGGUUUUCUAUCGACAUCAUUAGAUGCAGAUGUCGCCCUGAUGUUCGCUGGUCAUGGUGAUCCUUGUCCUGAAUCAUACUGUAUCAUUUUAUUCGAAAUUCGAGUUAAUACAUCAGUUGAAUCCAUCAUUUUUGCUUCGAUCGAUAGUGAGAGUGAUUUUAUCGACGAAAGGGAGGUUUUAUUUAGUUUGAAUACCGAGUUCAAAAUUGAAUCAAUUGAUUACGAUGAUCAACGUCAAUUGUGGAUAGUACGCAUGAUUGCCAGUACUGAUGGAAGUAGAUAUGUGAACGAUUUUUUAGAAUCAGCAAGGACCGAAGAAAAGAAUAUUUUUACACCAUUAGCUUAUUACGGACACAUCAUCUGGUACGAGUUUCAACAAUUAGAGCAAGGUGAAAAAUAUUUUCAAACUCUCAUCAAAACAUUACCUGCGGAUCAUCCUGAACUUUCGAUAAUUUAUUACGAACUAGGUUCUUUAUACCAAAAGAAGAAAGAGUGGUUUGCAGCAUUGCAAAAUUUGACAUAUGCUCGCGAUUUAUUACCUAAUUCGGAAAACAAACACAAUGAACUGAUAGCGAUGGUAUGGCUAACUAUGGGUGAAGUGUAUAGUGCUACAGGUGAUUUAGACAUGAGUUUAGAUUAUUUCCAGAAAGCAUUAUCUAUAUGGAAUUCGAACCAUUCAUAUCUUAGAAAAGCUCGAACAUUAGAAUGCAUCAGCAAAGUGUAUGAACUCAAGAAUCCUAAACACUAUCAAGAGAUUAUCCUUGAUAAUUAG
Molecule: messenger RNA, 1188 nt
Organism: Rotaria sp. Silwood2
Lineage: Eukaryota; Metazoa; Rotifera; Eurotatoria; Philodinida; Philodinidae
Source: the annotation of a GenBank genome assembly